AUGGUAACUGGUGGAACCUUUAUAACUGGAAGAUGUAGAAAAUACAAAUAUUUAGAACAAGAGUUAUACAAAUUAUACAUUAGUCAAUGUAAUAAUAUUAAAGAAUUAUCAUGGAGAACCUCACAACCUAUAUUAGUUAUCAUUCCCAGGAGCUUCAACAUAAGACCUACUUGUAAAGAAUUAAGCGAAGCAUUAGAAAGAAAAGGAAAUACGAUUAAUAAACUUAAUUUACGCUCAGUUAGAAUUAUUCCGCCUUCAUUCUUAACAUCACUAACUAAUCUAAAAAAAAUAACAAUUUAUAGUAUUUAUGAUAGUGAUGAAGAUACUAAAGAAGAAUUUCAAAAUUAUCUUGCAAUUUCAGAAUUUCAAAUUCUUUGUCUUAAUAGAUUAUCAUGUUUUAAAAGAAUCUGCAACUUUAGAAUGUUGAUUAAAACAAUAUCUAAUAAUAAUUGUCCAAAUAUUGAACAAUUAUCAACAUAUCUUGUACCUGAAGAUUUCGAUUAUGUUAAAUCAUUGUUAUUAAAUUGUAAAAAUCUAAUAUAUUUAGGAUUAAAUAGUUUAGAUUAUUUUACGGAUAUGAAUGAUGAAAAUGAUAUAAUAUAG
Molecule: messenger RNA, 603 nt
Organism: Rhizophagus irregularis DAOM 181602=DAOM 197198
Lineage: Eukaryota; Fungi; Glomeromycota; Glomeromycetes; Glomerales; Glomeraceae
Source: RefSeq, a predicted model, not a curated record